This is a messenger RNA of Strigops habroptila (Kakapo), 885 nucleotides long. RefSeq names its product atonal bHLH transcription factor 1 (gene ATOH1). The record is from RefSeq and is a predicted model, not a curated record. The coding region runs from base 1 to 885 and encodes 294 amino acids. Lineage: Eukaryota; Metazoa; Chordata; Aves; Psittaciformes; Psittacidae. The transcript has a single exon. Gene Ontology annotation, molecular function: protein dimerization activity.
AUGAGCCUGCCGCGGGGCGCGUGGGCCGAGGGCGCGCGGGAGCGCGGGGCGCCGGAGCCGGCGCCGGUCCCGGAGCCCGGCGGGUGCGGGUUCGGCGCGGGGUGGCUGGGCGUGUGCUGCGCCGCGCGCCUGCCCGCCGCCUCGCCGCGCUACCUGCUGCCCGCCGAGGAGGAGGAGGAGGACGCGGCAGAGCGGGGGGGCGGCGCGGCGCGGGGCGGCGGGAGCAGCCCCGGCGGGGCGCGGGGUGCAGCGGCGGCGGCGGUGGUGGGUGGCGGGCGGCCGCGGGGCGGCGGCGGGCCCGGUCUGCGGGCGCAGGUGAGCGGCGUGCAGAAGCAGCGGCGGCUGGCGGCCAACGCGCGGGAGCGGCGGCGGAUGCACGGGCUGAACCACGCCUUCGACCAGCUGCGCAAUGUCAUCCCCUCCUUCAACAACGACAAGAAGCUCUCCAAGUACGAGACGCUGCAGAUGGCGCAGAUCUACAUCAGCGCCCUGGCCGAGCUGCUGCACAGCCCCGCCGCCACCCCUGACACCCCCGGCAAAGCUGAGCACCGCGGGGCUCCCUUCGAGCCGCCCUGCGCCGCCGCGGCCGGGCCGCCGCCGGCGCCGCCGCCGGGGCCGCCCAGAGCCUCGCCUCCUGGGCACGGCAGGACUCGCUUUCCUCCGCCGCCGGCCGCGGGCGGGUACUCAGUGCAGCUCGACCCGCUGCACUUCCCCUCCUUUGCCGAGGGCGCCCUGAUGGGACAGAGAGCCCCUUCCCCCGCCCUCCUCAUGCCACAACCCGGGCAGCCGCCGCAGGAGAGGAGCAAAACGUCGCCCCGGUCCCACAGGAGCGAUGGGGAGUUCUCGCCCCGCUCCCACUACAGUGACUCGGACGAAGCCAGCUAG